Molecule: messenger RNA, 24257 nt
Organism: Porites evermanni
Lineage: Eukaryota; Metazoa; Cnidaria; Anthozoa; Scleractinia; Poritidae
Source: the annotation of a GenBank genome assembly
AUGUCCUCGUGGUUGUACCUAGCUGUUAUGGCCUGUGCUUGCUUCGGCGCUAAAGCCGGUGACAAACCUUUAGUUACUAAGAAGGUAUUUUUUGAUAUUACAAUCGGUGGCGAGAAAGCUGGCAGAAUUGAGAUCGGAUUAUUUGGAAAGGAAGUGCCAAAGACUGCUGACAAUUUUUACCAACUUUCAACUCACGAGGUGAGUGAGCUUGCAAUAUCAGCAGGAUAAUUUAUAAUGUAGCGUGGUAAUCAUGUAAGUAGUCAUUCCUCAUGUUACCUUUAAUCUGAGGUAUACAGUGCUGUGUACACUCGCUUUUAUGCCACGUUUAAACAACUGGUUUAAAGUUUAAAGUCAAAUAAUUUAGACGAGCAGAAACAAUCCAUGGUAAUCAGCUGUUAUAAACCAGGCCUUUGUUGGCCUUGCUUUAUUCAAUUCCACGUGUACUAAUUGUUCUUGCACUUGUACCAAAUUUCUCCCAUUAAUUUAUUAGAUAAGUUAUGUACUCCAUUAUGAGGAAUAUUUUUUUUACAAAAGUCUAUAAGGCGUAAAUAAUAUAAAUUUAUCAUUUGACACAUUAUUUGUUAUGUUGACCCUUUAAUAGCGUAAAUGAUAACGUGCUGAUUUUUCUAUAAAAUCAGAUAUAAUCAAGAAUCUUACUCCUCCCCCCCCACCACCUUAAAAGCUCCAACAUCAUGCAUUACCUCCUGCACCACACUUCACACCCCUAACCACCUGAAUAGGCAACAAUUUAUCUUCAUCUUUUUCAAAUUGAUCAUUGUACAGUUGUAGUCUUUUUGUGUUGUUGCCAUCAGCUUUAAAGGCACUUACAUGACAGUGGCCAUUCUUGUGUCUCUAUGUAUGUACCGCGCAUAGCCACAAUCCUAUUGGCCAGCAUGAUGGAACUAUUUAUCUCUGGAUUUGGGCAGAAGAAUAGACCUUUUCUGAGUUCCAAAAACUCUCACUUUCAAAACAAGGUUAAGUGCAAAACCUUUCUUGUGAAAAUGAGUUAAGCAUGAGAGAAGAAAAUCUUUUUCAUUUCAAUGGUUUAAUCCUACUUACAGUGUAGCUAGCCUCGGUAUGAAACAGAGGCUUGGGGCAACCUAGAUUAAUGGCCUAUUGAGUCUCUGGAGAAGAGAAUGAAUAUGGAAUGACACAUGUUACCCUUGAAAGCCCCAUGUUUUGGCAUUGAGCUAUCAAUGCAGAGGUGACCUAUUUUUUGUUGCAUAUUUAAUGACAAUGCAGACAAAUGAACAAAAAGUGUCUUUCUUUUUUGGAAAUGUUUUAUCCCAGAAAUUUUAAAUGAUUAAGGAUUGGUAUAUUAUCAAGGUAAAAUUGACGUACAUAAAUAAAAUUGUGAGGUCUUUUAAGGGGGAAAUGCUGUCACUUUGUUGGUGAUUUCUGAGACUUACUGUCUUCUGGUAGGUUAGGAAAAAAUGUCGUUGUCGUAUCUUAGCUACAUGUAGGAUGAAAAUGUCCCUGUCGGAUCAGCAUAAAUUUUUGUGUUACUCAAUUUGGAAUUUACAGCAGAUAUAAUUCUUGGAAAGAAUCAAUUGUUAUCAAUGUUUCUCCCUCUUAGAGACCAUUCUUGAACAAUACAAACAUUAUUAGAAAACGUUCCAAGGAAAAUGCUCAGGAAUAAUAGAAGAGAAUUUGUUAUUCCGCUGUCAACUAAAACAGCCAAAAUGAAAAAGUUAACAGAUGUUGCUUUCACUACUUAAAAAGUGAACUGUCACUGUCACAAUUCUUUGCUCCUUUUAUGUCAAUGUCUGUUUUUAACUCGUGGGGAUGUGCGAACGUACCACGGGUUAUUGCAGGGACAGAGAUAUGCAAAUGAGUCACUUGCUCACUCGUAGUAGACGGACUUCGUAAUUAAUCAGGUCUGACUCGAGAGUGCGAAGAUCUAUCAUUUCUGAAGAAGCACGCGCUCUCCGAAGUUCAGUGGGAUCAAAUUCUUCGCUGAGAGCAUGCAUCAUUCAGCGUUCGCUGUUUAGACUCAGAGUUUUCUUUGUAGCAAAUUUUCUACAGCAUGGUUAGAGGUCUUACCAAAUUUAAGACAUGAAGGAGUCUUUCAAAUGAGUACGAUGGUUAACUUGGGGAUUGGAUUUCAAGAGCCUUUGACUCGUCCAGGCAUUAAACUUGACAAGAAAAUGAACAUUUGCUCUUCUGACUGAAGAUCACGGGGAAUAUCCAAAUUCCAGCUUGCUGGAAAGUGAUCAGAAAGUGAGAAAAUGUCAUGCAAUGCUAUUCUUAAGAACCUGUAUGAGCCGAAAAUGGAUGUGAUUUUGACCAUUGGCUUUAAAAUAACAGCAAAAAUGGAAAAAAGAAAACAUACAGUGUAUGUUUUGCGUCCUAUUUCGCAGACGAGGCGUAUCAGCUUUGUAAAGCAUGUUCUUUUAUUCAUUCAUUGCCAAUAUGAAAUGUGUUAACCGUUUACAUUGUUUUUAUACUGUCAAUAGCUCAGUUAAUGUGGCUUGAUCAUAUUAAGAGACCGUUCAUUUAUUAUAUCCAAGCGGGGGUGGACUGGGGUUUUGGGGUGGGGGGUACAAUUUUCUAAUAGGCCCAAUUUUGGGGGGUCAAUUUUGAAAAUGCACAAAAUGUGAGGGGGGUCGAAAUAUUAAGACACAGGGCUGGCCUUCUAUGUAAAAGUUGUCGAUUGUUGUUGAUUGAAGCAAAUCUACGUUUCCUUCAAAAGUAGACAAAAAAAAUUGCUUCAGCGUUUCUUUGUCAACAGCAAAAUGUUACCUGUAUAAAACUUGGCCCAGUAACCUAUAAGCAAUUUCUACUACCAGGAAUGUAGCAUGCAUGUACGCACAUAUGCCUAUGCAUACAGCUGAAACCUGGAAAAAAUAUAGAUAUUUUUUUAUUUCGUUAAGCAUUGUUAUCUUUAAAUUGGGAUAAAUAUUUCGCAUUAUAUUGGUGUUUUUGCGUUAGGAUUUCCUUUAUCCUUUUACUGAUUAAGGUAUCAUCCAGGGUAAAAAAUCAUCAUUUUUCUAAAUUUGCAAUUUUUAGACGAUUAAAUAGAGCUCAUCAAGAGCUUUCUUUUAAAAAAAAUUCCAGGAAAAAAUGUUUUUUCUGUGCAAACUUAUGGAGUGGAAAAGUUUUUUCUAUGCUAAUUAUUUUAAUUGAUUGUUGACAAGUCCUGUCAUACUUGAUACGCGUGCCGCUGUUGAACCAAGCUAAUCACGCAAUUUGACAGAAAUCGUGGUUUACAAGUAUAGUGCUCACUGUUUUUCCCUGGAGUUUGAAAGUGAAUGCCUCCAAAGAAGAAAAAAUAGCUUGCCCGUUUUCGUCCUCGACUCCAAGACAAAAGAAGACGACAAAAUCGUUUUGCCACCAAAGAGUGGGCUUUGAAAUUAGCAGAGAGCGAAAACAGCUCCCACUACAAUCAAGAAAGCUCCUGAAAAACCCAUUGAAACUACCGCGGAAUCGAGUUUCACGAGUUCGUUAGCGAGCGGGGUGAGCUUUUUAGCCCACAAAGCAGCCAAGCGAGAGGUGAAGUCACGAGAGGUCCCGCGCCAUAUAAAAAUCGGACGAAGUACUGUUUUGAAAGUCUAUUUAGUGGGAAAGAAGCUGCAAGAAAAACUCUAGGAAGCGGUUUGUUGUCGAUUUUUCCAGGGAAGUGUCGAACUUUUAAAAAAUGUAUCGAGUAAAAGUGGGCUUAGCUCGACUUGGGUUGUCCGUUGCGAAAAUGAAAACUGCCCCUGCAAAUUUUAAUGAAGCUUUCUCGACAACAGAAAGGAUCGAACAGAGCAGAGCCUUUGAAAUGAAUUGUUCAUCUGUUGUCGGGUUUCGUUUUCAACUUUUCCUGCUGUGUCACUAUUGUUGUCCCUUUGCUGGUAUGCAUCAACAUUGACAGCUUUGGUGUUAUAAUCUGUCAUAAUCUCAUCACGGGUAACACACCGCCAAAAAUCUUUUUCCACCAUUUUCUCGAAAUGAAAAUCAGGGCAAGUUGAGGGUACGUUUUAAACUCCAAGUCGGCAACCCCUGAACCAAUUUGGCUGAAAUUUGGCCCACUUACUGUCAGAUAGUUUUUCUAAAAAACCGUGUCUGCGAAUUUUGAUUUCUUUUUUUGUUUUCGAGUUAGAGUAUUUUUUUCACAGGUAGUGCUAAUGAUUUGCUAUCCCUAACUUCACCUGCUUAUAACAACAGAACAAACGCACUUGACAAAAAUCUGAGACACCGUUUUUUAGUCAAACGUGUUAAGAAGCGAAUGCGUUCUUAAUUGGCUUCUUCCGUUAAUUUUUGGCUGGACUGGACUUAAAUUUACAAUGACAUCCACUUUCACAAAAAGCUUCUAAUUUCUAAAUCGCGUUAAUAUUUUGAUUUUUUAAAAGAAAUAAGCAAUAAUCUGGAACUAUUAAGCUUUCAGAAAAUGUACGGUUUAUGGGGGUGUUUGUUAAAAGUGAAAGCGCUAGCGCCAAUCAACGCGAGGAGGGUACUUGAGGGUGGAUCCGAAUCGGAAGCCACAGACCUUGGUUGAGACUUUUGACCAAGCCAACUACUGGGGGUUGCCCCCUGCAGACUCCCCCAGGUUUGGGGCGCCCUUGGCGAGCUAACUUUAGGGUGCAUUUUAAAAAUUGUUAUUGCCAAGGGGGGAGGGGGGGGCGUACAAUUUUCAUAUGUAAUUACUUUUUUUGGGGGGGGGGGGUAAAGUUUUGAUACACCACAGUUUUUUUGUAUUAAUUGUACCAGAUGUAUUGUUUUUUAAGCAGGAAUUGAAGCAGCACUUCAACUUUCACUGUGAAAAUUAUUGAUUCUUUUUAUCACCUUUAAACAGAAAGGCUUUGGAUACAAGGGAAGCAAGUUUCACCGAGUCAUUAGUGAUUUUAUGAUCCAAGGUAAUUUUAUUCACUCACAGCAACUUGAGUUUAAUAACUUUACCUGUUUGUCAAGUAGAGUAUGUAUGAUGUCUGAAUGAUAAAUAUUUGUUUUCUUUCAUAGGUGGUGACUUCACUAAUGGAGAUGGCACUGGCGGUAUGGAAUUUUUUACACUCUGUUAACUGGAAAUUUAGAACCUAAAGGUUUUUUUAAGCGGGCAUUUAUAUCCUGCUUACAUUCAAGGGUGUCAUCAAAAGGGCAUGAUCUGCUUACAGUAAAUAUCAGCAGGCAUGGGUAUAUGGAAAAAAACCCUGAUGACAACUUCUGAUAUAGUGCCAGGUUAUCUCCUUCCAAAUUACCUUGUAUUUGCCUGAGAAAAGGAGAUUUAAAUUCUGCAUCAAAAGUCAGUUAUUCCACACUCGCACCUUGAAUCAUUUCUGUACACAGACUUAAGGUUCUGCAUGCAGGCAGUGCUCAUGCAGUGGUUGUCAUGGUCACUUAUCGAAUUACUUUGGCCUUUUAAUCGUGAGAUAUGGAAUUCAGUCAGCUUGUGUAUAGGCAGGUAACAAAACCUGAAUUGGCCUGCAGAUCAGAUUGUCAAAACAAUGGCUCAGAUCGGAUCAAACUGAAAACAUCUGGAUUGGAUCAGAUUGAUCUAAUUGGCACUUAUAAAGAGAAUGCUGCAACAUGAAACUAGCAUUUUCCUGAUCACUGUUUUCAUCUGAAUGAAAAGUUCAAAGUAGACCAUAGAGUUACAUUUUAAAUCAUAAUUUCUGUGUUUUGUUUUGCUUAUGUUUGAGUUAGAUCCAAGAUAGUUUGUAAUAUCCAGCAUAGCUGGCAGGAUUAUUAUGCCUGCAGGGAUACUUUCUUGGUGUGGAGCUGCCACGUGAACAAGUUAUGAAGCCUUAAGCUCAUAGUAUUUUUGAAAGCUGCUGUGAAUUAAUACAGUGAAACCUGCAUUAGGCGGACACUGUAUUAAGCGGACACCCUCUAUUAAGCGGACACUAGCCGAAGUCCCCAAAAUAAUUUAUUUCCCUUAUUUACUUUAAAUGAAACCCCCUAUUAAGCGGACGCGGGCACCUAAAAAGUACCUGAAAUGGUCAUUUCUAUUGUUGCUAACCUGUAUUAAACGGACACUUGUAAUUUAAUUCCACCACCCAACACGCUAGACACCGGAAAUGGGAAAGAUUGCCUCGAAUUGCCACCCACAAAUUUUUCGAUUUCACAGUAAAAAACAUGACUUGGCGAGCUUAUUUGAUUACUUUCACAAUACAGUAUUGUUUUCUAUUUCGUUUUGUUUGUAUAGAGCUUGUUUCACUCGUCUGAUUUCUUCAAAUUUGAGUUGCACUCUUUGUUUAUGGUACUAUGAUCAAUUGGUCCACUUUGAUAAAGAAAUUAAUGCAAAACGUACAUCGUCACAGUCUCUGGGAGUAUUUUAAACAUUUCCAUUGUUCGUUUGAAUGGCAUUUGACACCUCAUAUGACGUUAUCUAUCGAAACCUGUAUUAGGUGGACACCCUGUAUUAAACAGACACUACAGCAUUCUCCGAGGGUGUCCGCUUAAUACAGGUUUCACUGUACCUGUUUUCAAUAAUAAUAGUUCAAUAAUAAUGAUAACAUUGAAAAACAUUGUCAAAGAAAAGGGGCAAUGUUUAUAAGUAAAUAAAACAGAAUUUUUCACAUCUUGGAUUUAAAUUACACGUUGCGCCUAAAAAUAUAACCUAGCUUGGUCUUCUUUCAUCAUCAUCAUCAUCCUUUGGCUGCAGGGCCAAGCGCGGCCUUUGCAUGUGUGCUGAACAAGAAUGCUGUAUCAUGAGACAGACUAGAAACAAUAGAAAACUCCCAAAGCACAAACUCAGCCAAAACGCUAAAAAUCUUCAAUGUUUACUCAAGUUUGGGCUCAUAGAAGAUAAUGUCACAGUUUUUUAAUGAUUAUGAAAUUCAGAAUCCGGGUAGUUAGUUAAUCAAUUGUGGCCUUGAAAAAAUUUGAAGGAAAAAAAGCUACGAAUUUUUAAGAUAAUGCUUUUUUUGUGAGACGGACUCUUAAACGCUGACAAACGUCAACAAAUAGCUAAAACUAUAAUUUGUAUAUGUUUGCAUUGCUCGAAAUCGUGUGCAUUUUACGAGGCCCUGAAGCUUUUUGCUGACUUGCAAGGACCCAUCUGGUUAUAAAGAUCCCUAAAAUAAAGGGAUAAAUCUCAUAGUUUAUUAGAUAUAAUCAUGUAAAGUUUGCUUAUCAUUUAUGCAUAAAUUAUAUGACNGUCACAGUCUCUGGGAGUAUUUUAAACAUUUCCAUUGUUCGUUUGAAUGGCAUUUGACACCUCAUAUGACGUUAUCUAUCGAAACCUGUAUUAGGUGGACACCCUGUAUUAAACAGACACUACAGCAUUCUCCGAGGGUGUCCGCUUAAUACAGGUUUCACUGUACCUGUUUUCAAUAAUAAUAGUUCAAUAAUAAUGAUAACAUUGAAAAACAUUGUCAAAGAAAAGGGGCAAUGUUUAUAAGUAAAUAAAACAGAAUUUUUCACAUCUUGGAUUUAAAUUACACGUUGCGCCUAAAAAUAUAACCUAGCUUGGUCUUCUUUCAUCAUCAUCAUCAUCCUUUGGCUGCAGGGCCAAGCGCGGCCUUUGCAUGUGUGCUGAACAAGAAUGCUGUAUCAUGAGACAGACUAGAAACAAUAGAAAACUCCCAAAGCACAAACUCAGCCAAAACGCUAAAAAUCUUCAAUGUUUACUCAAGUUUGGGCUCAUAGAAGAUAAUGUCACAGUUUUUUAAUGAUUAUGAAAUUCAGAAUCCGGGUAGUUAGUUAAUCAAUUGUGGCCUUGAAAAAAUUUGAAGGAAAAAAAGCUACGAAUUUUUAAGAUAAUGCUUUUUUUGUGAGACGGACUCUUAAACGCUGACAAACGUCAACAAAUAGCUAAAACUAUAAUUUGUAUAUGUUUGCAUUGCUCGAAAUCGUGUGCAUUUUACGAGGCCCUGAAGCUUUUUGCUGACUUGCAAGGACCCAUCUGGUUAUAAAGAUCCCUAAAAUAAAGGGAUAAAUCUCAUAGUUUAUUAGAUAUAAUCAUGUAAAGUUUGCUUAUCAUUUAUGCAUAAAUUAUAUGACCUAAAUUUGGAAACUGCUGAAUUUCUCGCAUUGGGUCUUUGUGAUUUUGGUGGAACUCUGGUCAACGCAAGGCACUAAUAAGCACUAUAUGUAGCCAAGAAAUUUUCACGAAAAAAUGCUGGGAACAGCAGAAUUUCGACUCAGACCUCAAAGAGACGUGGCACUAUAACCAUGUGACAUUUACUCCGAUCGCCAAAAAUUUUAUGCUGUAUUGUAGAUUGAUCUAUAUGUUAUCCAAUGCUAUAUGUUAGACUUAUGAUCAAAGUAAAGGUGGGUAUACCAGAGAGCUUCAAAGUAGGAUGGUACCCUCACAAAAUAACUGGGUCGAGUCACCUUAUUAAGUAGAUUAAUCCAAUGCAAUCCAGCUAUUCUUAGACUAAUGGAAUCCAAUGGGAUCUACGUUUUUAGUACAGUCCAAUCCAAUUCCUAAAUCCAGUCAAAGGAAAGUUUUGUCAACAGCCCCUCUGAUUUUCAAAAUUUGUCUAGCUUCUGUUUCUUUGUGAGAGCAUAUGCUGUUAUGAGGUUCUAAGACAUUGUUUUUGCUCCUUUGGAGUCAGCUACGUGCUAACGAUUUAGUACACAUACCAAGAUUAAUUAUUGGCUCUUUUGCAGAAUAAAGAAACACAUUACCAUCUUCCUUUAUUAUAUCUACACGAAGUUAACACUUCAAUGUGUUACUUUCAAGAGCCUUAUAAAGUAUUUUAUUUAUUUCAUGACCUUCCACCAGGUUACGUACCAUAUCCUUUGGACUCCAUGCAGUGUUCUCCUUGACCAUUAAGGGCUUAGAGUAGAAUAUUUCUUGGGUUUACUAGUGUAAGGCUUGAGCUAUCACCUCCUUGAGGGGUCUUUGUUAAAAAAAAUAUAUUAUUGCAUAAUUAUUUAAUUCUGCUUUUUAAAGGUAAGAGCAUCUAUGGUGAUAGGUUUAACGAUGAGAACUUUAAACUUUCCCACUAUGGUGCUGGCUGGCUGAGUAUGGCUAAUGCUGGAAAAGAUACAAAUGGUUCACAGUUCUUUAUCACCACUGCUCAAACAUCUUGGCUUGAUGGUAGACAUGUUGUAUUUGGGAAAGUACUAAAAGGAAUGGUAUGUAUUGCUGUGUUUGAAUAACAAGCAUAGACCAUAGAAUGGCACAGGGUAGAGUGCCUGCAAGCAUUCUACAAUCCUGGACAAAAGUCUUGGGACACUUCUGCAUUUCUGGGGCGUUUUCCAAUUCACGCAGGUCCAACCCCUGCCCUCACCCCCAAAACAAUGUUGGCCUCAUGUAUCCAGAAUUUUUUUUUGAGUUUCAACUUUGCUAGGCAGGGGGAGUGAGAACUGCAAGAAAAUUUUGAAAAGGAUGCACUGUUUUAUGAGGGAACCGAGGAAUGGGUUACUCUAGCAAGAGGGUUACCCUAACACUCGCAUAUUUCUCCUUUUUUUUGACACGACGUGUUUACAAGGCAGGUAGGGUUACCCUAGCGCUGGAUAACCCUACCUGAGUGCUAGGGUUACCCUAGCAAGGGGGUUACCGUACCUGCCCUGCAAACGCUCAGCUAGGGAUAACACGCCUACUUGGGUCAACUUUCUGCCGUCAUGCGUGACCAGUAAUCGUGCCAAUUUGAACGGUAUUAUCCAAUUUUUGAGCUUAAUUUUAAACAUCUGAAAAAUAAAAAAAGUUAUUUUCUGUCUACGAUGAUAAUAUUUUCCCAUUUUUGUGUGUUUUCUGUAGAGAACUUCAAGUUUUUUUCAAAUCUUGGACCGUUACAAAAAAUGUCACGCAUGACGAAACACGUCAGCAAAGCUGGUAAAGUUUACCUGGGUGAUGGAGUAACCCUACCUGUGAAUUUUGCUUGUAAACCAGAGCUAACUUGCUAAGGUAACCCUAGCACAAGGGUAACCCUCUCUCCUUGUAAACAGGCCCUUUGUCAGAAACAAAUUUCUUCGAUGUACAGAUUACCAAAUUUUGUUAUUCAUAGUGCUCCGCUAUGCGCUUCGCGAGCGCGAGAGCUCCCGCUACUACCACCACCACGACACUACCACUACAUGUACUAAACUACUAUUGAUACAUAUUAUAACAUAUUUUAUAACGUACUGAGGAUUCAUGGCAAUGCAAAUAUUUGUUAGUAGAAAUUGCCAAACUUUAAUUUUUAGCUUUUCUUUAUAUUAUUGAAGGAUAUAUACAGCAACAAUAUUUUUCUAGGGGUUGGGGGGGGGGGGGGUGCGAAAAAUUUUUGCAUUUUCCGAUGCUGACUCUUGAAGGGUCAUUGUGGUGCACAAAAAUAAAUGGAUAAAAAAACUCCUAUAGAACCUUCAAAUCUUUCUAAAAUUGUCUUUUUAAAGUUUUUUUUAUUAGGGGAGUUUCCACACGGAUCUUUUCUGCCAGAGAGUGUUUUUGCGCUCUGACAAGUAUGUUUAAAUCAUAUAUUAUUAUGUAUAGAGUGUAUUUAAUGUAAUAUUUAUUUUUUUAAAUAGAAUUGUUUUCUUUUUUUUUUUUUUUUUUUUUUUUUUUUAGAAGAAAAAAAAUAAUAUGAUUUUUUUGUGGGGGGGGGGGGGGGGGGGGGGGGGGGGGUCUGAAAUACUGGUCACUUUCCACAGGUCACUGAUUACAGGUCACUAUGCUACAGAUAAAUAAAUAGCGCCAAAAGCUUCCACUUAACCCUAUAAUACUUUUACAAAAUUGUCUUUUAAGGUGAUGUUACACGGGGCGAUUCGCAACGACGAUUUUUAGCGCAACACAGCGUUGCAGUGCUGGAACAAUGUUGUAACCUUUUGAAACAAUGUCGCAACAAUGUUGUGCUAAAAAUCGUCAUUGCGAAUCGUCCCAUGUAACGUCACCUUUAGACCAAGGGGAUUCUUCGUGGCUUAAUAUUUAUCGAUGGAGCAGUGACGCGUACACUUGAGCUAUGGAAUGUAACCUUUAGUUUAGGGUUUUAAAAGACAGUAAACCAAAACUUCCCAGUUAUAAUCUCUAUGCUCUACUGGCAAUGUCUGGGCAAUGUUCACACAUUUUUAUCUUUUGGUUAUGUUUAGGAUGUUGUCAGAAAGAUAGAAAAAACGAAAACUGACGGUCGUGAUAAACCAACCAAAGAUGUCACAAUAGAGGACUGUGGAUCUCUUCCAGUUGAUAAACCUUUCGAAGUGGAAAAAGAACCCGUCCAAGAAUAACAUUCAUGACUUGAUUUGUUUACUUCAUAUGCUAGUGUAUUUUAAAAUCCAUCUUAACCUGGAUAUAACAGAUUUCUACAUAGUAUGAAAUUUUUUUCAGAAAACUGGAAUAAAACAGUUAAGGUAAUAGUAUCGUUAGUCUUUUGGUGUAGUCCAACGUUCUUUCCUUCACCUCUUUCCUACAAACGCGUCUGAAAACUCUUUUUCAAAACGCUGUAAUUCUUUCUUAAUAAUGCCUGAAGCUUUUCUUUCUGGAGCCCUCCACAAAAGAGGAAAUACACGUAAUAUACCGUAAACUACCCCUUAUAAGCCCCCUCCCCCCACUGAUAAGUCGCCCCCAGUUAUAGGCCCAUCUACCUGCUAGACUGCUUGCAGUCCGCCUUUUCUCUUAAAAUCCGUCAAGUUAUUAUCUCAUCCAGCGCGAUUGCAAACCACGACGUUAUUCCCACAGAGACGAGAUUUUUUCUCGGGCUUACGCCCUCGUUUCUCGCGGCUCGCGGCUUGCUUAGGUUUCGUGUGCAGUAACUUUGCAAAGAAAAAUAAGAGACUGCUCGCAGUCUAUCUACCUGCAAACAAAAAAUACAUCCCGUUACAAAUCCCUGGACAAAAGCCUCCCUCAAGCUUGUAUUGAAAUGAAUUCGAAUUUUUACGAUGUUUUGAUGCAGCUUAAAAAAAUGAGUCAAUUCAAAAAGUAUUUUGAUCAGCACUGCUUUGUAGCUUGUUUUGAAACGCUUUUUUAGUCCGCUUAUAACACCACCCCGGAUAUAAGUCCCCUUCAGUAUUUAUAAGCCCCCCCUAAAACCCCGGUUACGAAGUUGUACAAGCCCAGGGGUUUUAACCAGAAAUUUACGUUAGAAGUUUGAAGGUGAAAGAAUGGAAAACGCGCGUACUGGGAGUUUGGUCUUCAAGCAGUCCCCCAAAAGAUUGAAGAAUCCAAAUUUAACCUACACAAUUUUAAAUCACUAUGACUCUUAUUUGGUUGUCAUGGUAAGUACAGUCUCCUUUAGAGGUCAAUUAGAGAGCUUAAGCAACAGCGUUUUUGAGCGACAGUUAGCCUGCCUAGCAGGCGUCGAAAGAAGGGGUAGGGGAUAGGGAGGAAGGGAGAAAAGAGGGGGAUUUUACCCUCUUUUUUCGCUUUUCUCCCUCCCCCCCUGGUUCGGUCGACACUCUCGAGUAAACCGUCUUUAUAAGAGAAAAGAAACUUAGCAAUACAAAUUUGUUAGCGUCAAGGUAUAUAAAAACGGAGAAGGACUCACUUCCGGUUGACGUGGGUCGUUAAAAAACGUCUCUGCUUAAGCUCUCUAAUACUAGGGACCUUACGAUCCGACAACAGCGACGUCCAUGAAAACAUCGCUGAAAAAUAGACUUCACAUCCUUUUAAACGUUUUCGCGACUAUCCCAAUUCGCCCUGUUACUUAAAAGAAGGGAAUUUUGGUUGGAGCUGAAGAGAGGGGACCGCGCCCGAGUUUAGAAAGAGAUGGUAGAAUUUAUUGCCUUGCCGUUCUCGUACUCAAGUAAACUUAAAGGGCCUGUGUCACGGCAGUCCAGUUCAUUUUGUUUAAUUUUGCCAAUUACUCGCCCUCAAUCGCCAUGGAACUUAAAGGAAGCAUAGAAAUUACACUGGGAAAUGACAAAAUCAGAGAUUCGAGACAAACAAAUAUGUCUCCUGAGCCUUAUUUUUGAAGUUGCAAACAGCAGAGGUCAACAACUGUUUUCAAUCCGUUUCAAUCUUCUUCAGUUUUGCCCAUCCGUGUCAUCUGUUGUAUCUGUUGUGUUAUUUUAACCUCCCUUUAAUGCUUUAAGCGGUUAUUUUUACGUUUCUCUUAAUUUAACGGCCAUCUUGUAAUUGCCUAAUUUGGUAGCCUGAAUUUCAUCCAAUUACUUCGAGUCGUUAUUACUCCCUCAGUAACGACGUUGUUGAGAGGAGAAAACGACUCGAAGCAAUCGGAUGAAUAUCAGGCUAGUAAUUUGGCUGAAUUUCGUGACACAGCUCCCUCAAAAUGUGGUCAUUUCACGUCGUUGUUGUGCAGGAACAGCAAAGAAAUGUACAAAACAAGCGUGAUGCACUUGCAGAGUUGUUGUUAUGCUCAUUAAACCUAUUGUUUUGUUGACGUUCUCCUUGCCGUCGCCUUCGUAGUUUCGUAAGGGCCCUACUACUGAGCCACGCCCAGAUUGGUCUCGUUUAGGAGUUCAAAUCUUUGGGAGUUCGCCCGGGCAAUUCAAUUUUUUUCUUUCCGAGUUACAGCGUGAAAUAUUUUUUAUUUAGUUUUUGAUUUGUUCUCAACAAGAAAACUUGCAAAAGAAAAACAAAAAUAAAUAAAUAAACAAAAAAACAAAAACCUCCUCUAGUCUUUCCACCAAUAGUUUUCCCUUUUUUCCGAGGAAUUUAAUAGUUAUCAUGAUCAAUCCGUAUAAGUGGCGAGUACGCGAAAAUAAGAAUGAAACGACUGAUGACAUAGUGAGCACCAUUUAGCGAAUGGUAAUUUGCUUUUUCUGGAAAAAGAAAAUCAGUCUCAGUUGGCUCUNGCACUUGCAGAGUUGUUGUUAUGCUCAUUAAACCUAUUGUUUUGUUGACGUUCUCCUUGCCGUCGCCUUCGUAGUUUCGUAAGGGCCCUACUACUGAGCCACGCCCAGAUUGGUCUCGUUUAGGAGUUCAAAUCUUUGGGAGUUCGCCCGGGCAAUUCAAUUUUUUUCUUUCCGAGUUACAGCGUGAAAUAUUUUUUAUUUAGUUUUUGAUUUGUUCUCAACAAGAAAACUUGCAAAAGAAAAACAAAAAUAAAUAAAUAAACAAAAAAACAAAAACCUCCUCUAGUCUUUCCACCAAUAGUUUUCCCUUUUUUCCGAGGAAUUUAAUAGUUAUCAUGAUCAAUCCGUAUAAGUGGCGAGUACGCGAAAAUAAGAAUGAAACGACUGAUGACAUAGUGAGCACCAUUUAGCGAAUGGUAAUUUGCUUUUUCUGGAAAAAGAAAAUCAGUCUCAGUUGGCUCUAAAAGAUAUCAGUAGACAGAUAAGAUGUGCUCAAAGACGUGCACAGACCGUUUAAUUUCUUUUCUCAUUUUCCCGCCCCUACCCCUUCAAUACCUCUCCUGCAGUUAAACGUGCGAUUAGAUACCACUGAUUACCCUGCGUACCAGAGACUUUUCCUGCAGCCUGAGAUGUGUCCCAUGUGUUGAGGCAUCCCUCCGCACGCAAGGAAAAACAUCUGGUACUCAGAGAAGCGACUUCUUCCCCUUUCCUUUAAAAAAAAAAAGAGAAAAGAAAAACGCCAAAUCACAGGUUACUUUCAUACGCGCACACGAAGAUCUCUACAGAAGAUCUCUAAAAUGUUAAGUUUAGCAGGGCAUUUGAAGACUGUGAGUGUUGCGUUACAGCAGGCUGGUCAGAUGAAACAAUCCUCAAUUGAUAACACAGAGGGUUUAUUCAUUCCAGAUAUGUGUACGUGGCAGCGAAUAUGAGACCUACGCAUUCACUUCUGCACCAUCACUCUGGUUUUCGAAAAGCUUGCUAACUUGACGAUCAGUGUCUGGCUUUCAAAAUGGUUCUUCUCCUUCUUGCCACCAUCUACUACAUGAACGCUCUUUUCGUGCCGUUUGUUGUUAGCGCUGAUUCCGAUACACUGGUCACAAACAAGGUAUAUCUUGACAUCAGCAUUGGCGAGCAAGAAAAAGGAAGAAUUGUUAUUGGGUUGUUCGGGAAAACAGUUCCUCGAACCGUAGAAAACUUCAAGGCCCUUGCUUCCCACGAGGUACGUUUACUUCUUAAACUCAUAAUAACCGAUAGCCGGCGAAUACAAUCGCCUCUCAAGUUGCUUCUCGUCGCUGGGACGUUCUUGUCACGAGUUGCGAUCGCUGAGAGGCUGCUGCAUUCGUAGGUUAGGGAGCUGAACGAUCGAUUAGGUUAAAAUCUUCUCAAAAUCAUUCAAAAAGUAUGUGAAAUAUCCGGACUUUUGCCUUUUGUAGAAUGGAAAAGAGAAGUGAGGAUGAUUUACGAGCAGUCUUGAUUCUUCGACCUACCUCUCCUCUGUAUCUAAUAUCCUGCGAGCAGAGCCGGGUUUGUCUCUUGCAUGGCUUUUAGCGUUUACGAAAUUGUUCGCGUCGCUUGCCUGUCGCGUAGUUGGUUUAUUUACGCGACUGGCGACGCGAACGACUUCGUAAACGCUAAAAGCCCGGAGUAGUCAAUCGAUAAAAAUCGGUAGCAAUCAAGUGAUUUUUAUCGAUUGAUACCGAAAAUCGGUGAAAAUCGAUAAACUAAAUUGCUCUGUCAAAUGGAUAUUAUCGACUUUUCAUGAUUUUAUCGAUUUAUAACGGAAGUCCGCCAUUGUUGUUUUUUGGCAUGAGUUAGAUAGUACAGCUGAGAAAACACAUCCACGAAUAUCAACUUCGAGGAUCAACUGCUCAACAAACAUGAAAAUGAGACAUUUGGAAACUAUCACACACGCAAAUUUCUCUCUAAAACUCUUCGUUUGGUACAUAAUAACAAAAAUUCUUUUUUGGCGCGUUGGGAAUCAUUAUCAUUUGGAAAUACAGUCAUCUCCCGAUAACUCGAACAUUCCGAGUAGGAAAUUCGCAAAGAGUUCAAGUUAUCGGGAGUUAGAAGCAAAUAACCUAAAAUAAGGAAAUAAGCAUAUGGUUGGGGAAGGAAUGCAAGUAUCAUGCUAUGUACAUUUCACUUCAAGGGCAGCAAAAAACUUGAGUAUUAAAUAUUCAUGAUCAGGGCUGGACACUGCAUUUGAACAAGAUUGACAAAGAAGUACAGGCAAAGAAUACGCGGCAGUUUUGCAAUAAAUUCAGUGUCUCAUUGUCGACGUUUUUUUCGACUUGUUACGCUUUAAAACAUAGUUCGAGUUAUCGAGGGUAAAAUUAAAUAAAAAUCAUUUGUAGGGAAACAAAACUUACUUUGGCCGCGGGUUACCGGGAUGUUCGAGUUUUCGAGAGUUCGAGUAACCGAGUAUUCUAUGAAGGAAAUCCAGGGAAAAUUGAUUUUGGCUCGAGUUAGCGCGAGGUUUGAGUUAGCGAGAGUUCGAGUUCUCGGGACUCGACUGUAUAUUCCUAUUCUUAACGUGACUGCUCGCCACAUACACCAAAAAACCUACCUGAGUUCUCCCUACGCUAAUAAAAAAGAUUCAUGUCAAAUCUGUUGUUUUGGUUUUACUUUGUAGUACGGCUUUGGCUAUAGGGGCGCAAUUUUUCACCGAGUGAUCAAGGACUUCAUGAUACAAGGUUUGUUUUAUAAUUUGUGAGUAGUUGAUGUAUCGUCCAGAAGAAAGGAAAGUGUGAUUUUACAAGUUAACGGUUAGUUUAUUAUGGGGAUAUUCUUGUUUAGAGACAGAAGUUUGGGCAGUGAAACAGUCUCAGAAUUUGUCUCUCUACCCUCUCUAAGCUUUGCGUUUUUGAAAUAGCAAAAAACCUUUUAAAAAUAUAUCAAACACGCUCUUUUAUGCUUAACGUGAAAAGCACUACGUCUACAAAACCUCUCAAGAAAAGGCCCUGAUAAUACGCGAUAAUACAGACAGCCCCGUAGCCAAAAAAAAAAUGCUUAUCACGCUAUACAUUUAUUUCCAUACAGUCUUUGGCUUUAUGAUAAUAAUUAUCCAAAGAAUGCGGUAUUCUAUUCCCAUGGUUUCAAGAGCUAAGGAUUCCUUGGGAACAGGGGUGCCAGCCGCCUGCUCUAGUAUCCCAGGAAGACGGUAAUGUAGAAGCUCAUGGUGAAAAAUCAUCUGAUACCUACACCCUUGCACACAUAUACUGCUGAUAUAAAUUGAGACCAUUUGCUUAGGUUGUUACACUUGAUUUACUCAUGUUCGUGAUACCACGUUCACCAUGUAAAAUUGCACUUUUCUUACAAGCUACGUAGCUCUCCUGGUUUACUUGGAUAACCUCACAAAAUUGAUAAAAAACCAAGAAAUGUCGACUCAGAAACCAUGUGUAACAACAAAUAUGAACGAGUCACGUGACUAACCUCAAAAAAUCUUUUCCAGAUUAAUUUUUUGCGACCCUGUUGUGUUUUGAAAUAUCGCGGUUGCCACGGUAACCCAGGUAAGCCUUCUGGGAUAACCUUUUAAAAAGUUUUAAAAAUCUUUCUUGUUUCUCGGCUUGACUUUGCUUUAACUUGCAACGAAUUCCUAGGGAUUUGAUGCAGGAUUUGGUGAUAAUAUCGCUUUUAGGUCGAUUGAGGAGUUAAUCUCUUCUUGCUUCGUUUGCUUUUUGCCAUUGCAGGUGGAGAUUUCAGUGACAACGGUGAAGGAUCUGGAUGUAAGAUGAAUUUUUCUCUCCUACUUAUCUACCUAAUAUUAUCUUAUUUCAUCACUUAUUGGGGUUGUUUAACCUGCUAAUUUUGUUUCUUCAACCGGCUGUAUCUGUUGUGGGGCGGACAACAAAACUUUCACGAUAAAUUGGGGUGGGGAAGGUGGGGGGGGGGGGGGGGGGGGGGGGGCUUAGGAGGUUAAAUUGUAACGUCUUAGGUGAACCUUAUGGUGAUAUGUAAAACGGUGAAGAAGUAAGGCCGUCCCUUCCGAAAAUUUGGUAAAAAAAACAGUAUAUCCCAAACGGUAAAAUAAGUUUUUAUGUGUAAUUUUAUUAUUUUUUUCUACACUAUUUUGUUAUUAUAUUUUUGUUUUUUUGUGAUUUUUCAUCGGUUGUUAGCCUAUUCUAUUUUUUGUCCGCACCGUGGGGAUUCUUUUGGGGAAGAAAAAAAACAACAGGUAUGAAAGGGGGGGGGGGGGGGGGGGGGGGGGGGGGGGGGGGGGGGGGGCUUGAGACGUUAAAUUGUAACGUCUUAGGUUAACCUUAUCGUUGUAUGUAAGACCGUGAAGAAGGAAGGCCGUGCCUUCCGAAAUAUUGGUAACAAAAAAAGUAUAUUCCUAACAGUAAAAUCAGCUUUGCUUCUUUUGUUCGAUAUUGUCGGAAAAUGCACUAUUUAGCCACGUGCACUAUUCAGUUCGGACUGGUAAGCAUUUCAGAACUGCAUCUAAUCAGGGACGUAGCUAGAAUUUGCCAGAGGUGAGUUCAGUCUCCCAAAUCAACUAUCCCGUCUCUCAAAUCGUUUUUACACUGGUGACUUGAUUAAAUUUCCAGUCUUUAUCAAUAUGGUGAAUUAAUAAUCAAAUCUCUUAGUCUUGGGAGCCCGUUCUUCAAGUAGCAGUUGUAAAAUAAAGAGAAAACAUUUCCUUUUGAGUCUUUGAAAAUGGAAUUACAUGGGAAAACGCACCUUUUUUUUUAGCUAUCCCUUAUUUACCGUCUCCUCUUUCAUUGCUUUGUUUUUCAUUCCUUUUUUUUUUGACAUUUUUCCUUGUGUUAUGGCGUAAAGGUAGCUACGCCUCUACUAUUUGACAAAAAGUAAAUUUUUUCCACUCAACUUGACUUCAUUUUAAGUGUUUUAUUUUUUUACUUGCGUCUAAUACAAAAUUUGGACUUUUUUGGAAACAAUAACCGAUCCUUUUCUUUCUCUUUAUUUUGCCUGAUUGUUUCUUUGUUUUCGCCUACCCAGUCUUUCUAUUAUCCAUGGUGUUUCUGACUAUGUUUUAAGGGAAAUGUACCAGAGCUAGACGAAGACGUCUAAGUGUUUUUUUUUGUUCGUAAGUGUAACAGAAUUGGGUUACAACUGGGUUGGAAAUUUGUCAAGAUCUAUUCUUGGUCCUUCAUCAGUUUGUAGUCGAGACGAUCUAAAACGACGCCAUUCGGCAAGUAAAUAGUCAGCUACCAUCUUACAUUUCUUCUUCUGUGUGUUAUCAUUGUCAUCAUUAUAAGCAACGACUGUUCAGGUACGUUCUAAUACUGUAAUUAUCUCACUCCUUUGUUACAUUUUCAGCUAAAAGUAUUUAUGGAAAGUACUUUGAUGACGAAAAUUUCAUCCUGAAGCAUUAUGGGCCAGGUUGGGUGUGUAUGGCUAAUGCUGGAAAGGACACUAACGGUUCGCAGUUUUACAUCACAUUAGUCAGGACAAAAUGGUUGGAUGGAAAGCACACAUGUUUUGGCAAAGUUCUUGAAGGAAUGGUUAGUCAAAUAGGGUUUUGUGUUUUAUAUGAUAAAACAAUUGUUUUCGUGUCAUUUAGAAUUCCUUCAUUUAAAGGCACCGUUAGAAUUGCUUGGAAAAUAAAAGCAUUUUAGAAGAGUCCUCAGUAGCCUGUGAACAGGCUUCUUAAUAGGAAAAAUUGGCGGAGAUAUAAAGAGGGGAAAAGGGACGCAGAUCCUCUACCCCAUUCUCCCAGUUCUGCCCACGCCGUCUACUCGCGAUUUUCAGUCUUCUCCCAUCUAAACAGAGAGCCACUUCACUUAGGUUUUCGUUUUCAGUCUCAACGAUGGUCAUCGAAUUAUGCAUUAAAUAUUUACCACUAUUUGUUAUUUCGUACCCUGAGUAUUCUCUUUUUGAAAUCCCACAUUUUUUCCCUUGCUCAUUGCUCAGCAAUUGGCCAGAGUUCGACGCAACCUUCUUCGCGUUAACAGCGCAAGAAAACUUCUUUUAGCCAGGUUCACAGGCUAUCUUAGUGGCCAACAAAAAAAUCUCAAUUAUUUCGUAUAACUUUGAAUACCCCCGGGACAGAACAAGAAAUAUAUAUAAUAAUCAUCAUCGACGUUUAACUGAUACAAUCACAUGAAAGGAAAAUUAAUGAAAAUUAUUUAAUAUAUAUAAAAUUGUCUCGGCAGAAAAUCGUAAAAGAAAUCAGUGAAUUGGAGACGGAUCAAUCUGACCGACCUAAAAACCAAGUGAAGAUCACAGAUUCAGGCGUGGUAGAGGGCUUCAACUGGCCCUUUACAGUUCCAAAGAGUGGUGUUCUUGUUUAGUGCCACAAAACACGUGCUUUUUCAGUUGUUAUCGUUAUUGUUGUUUUUUGCGCUAUUUUCUUUGCCUAGGAAACAGCAUCUUAUGGCUAUCAUGGGGAGUACAUUAGAGUUCCCUUUAGUGAUAUAGUGUUAUUUACUGGUUUGAAAUUUCAAAGUAUAGAUGUAUCAUAUAGGCUUGCUUAGCUAGUGUAAUAUCACAUGAUUUGUUGCAUUGUGUAGUGGAAAAGUAUGGAAAGAUGUGACAACGUUUCUUAAUAAAGCAAAGGAAAACUGUUGCUGCGUUGUGGUUCUAGCCUGUGCUAGGCUCUCAGAUAGUAUAGUGGGGACGUAUUAAAACGAGCAAGCGAAAACAAGACGCACGCCACUUGGGAAAGGGGCGCGUUUUUCGCAGUUCUUUUUACUGAACGACUUUUCACCACUAUCUCGGAGCAUGGAACAGGCUAGUGUGGUUCAUACAGUUAAAUAAAUAUCGCAAUAAUUUACUGCACUGCUUUUACUGCAGCCGCACUUCCGUUUUCGCAACUCUAUAGCUUGUAGCAUACUCUCGGGACAGGGGUGGGGAGGGAAAAGAACACGAGCACUCGUUUUCUUCAUAUACCUACUCGCUCCAGAGGGCUUGUUCACAAAGUUAGCAACUCUAAACAUUUUUUGCAUGUGUAGUUCAUACGCUUGAGUUUGGGUCAAAAUCCUUUUAUGUGACAGUUUUUUACUAAAAAUAUGAAAAGAAAAGUUCCCUUGGGGAGUUCGUGUCGGCUUAACCGGGGAAGGAUUAGCUCAGUCUGUAGAGCGCUUGACUGCAGAGCGGGAGGUCGCGAUUUCGAUUCCCGGGGCCGGACCAUUACUCAGGGUCUUAAAAUAACUGAGCAAUGAAGGGUACUUCCUUCGCACAGCAAACAGCUAGACUUUCGCGAGGCUCAGAUGACCACGUAAAAUGGCGGUCCCGUCUCCAGAAGGAGACGUUUGGAGACGUAAAAAAAGUGUCCCCAAUUAGCACUUUCUUGCUUAAUAUAUUGACACUCCAACAAAGUGCAUUUAUUAUCAUUAUUAUUUUUAACGCAGGUUUUUCUGUAUCUGACAUUCACUGUUUACUGAAUUUUUUAACACUGAUCAUGGCUCGGCUUUGGCUUUUGACUCAGGCGGUGAUAAGUUUUAAUUUCGGGUGACUGAAGCGAGUCGCGACUCUCUGCGUGCGUUCCCCACACUCGCAUCUAAUCUUUUCUUGCUUCAAAACUCAAAAAUAAUAUCCAUUAAGCGCAGAAGUCUGGGGACGACUUAAAAGCUGGUAAUUGUUUAAAUGGAAAAAUACCUGCUCAUAACAAAGAUCCGUUGUUUCUCGUCAACUUAACCUUCCAAUGGCUAACGUGAUCUGUGACACGUGUUAUUAAAUCUUAAUAUCUUCUUUAUUUCCUUGUCUUGUAAAACUGCCUUACUUAGAGAAAAACAUUUUAAAUUUUUUAGUUAGGUUUUGAGACCAGAUCAUCGUGACCAUGAUUUUAAAGGUUUCGUUGUUUUGCCUGUUAAAUAUGGCGAUGUUGGUGAAAGCGGACCCAGACACGACUGUGACUCGGAAAGUUUUUUUCGACAUUGGCAUCGGAGGACAGCCCGCCGGUAGGAUUGUCCUCGGUUUAUUUGGCAACACGGUUCCCAAGACUGUCACAAACUUUGUAUCUUUAGCGGGAAACGAGGUGAGGUUAUUCCCUUCUGUCUCAUAAGUUACUUAGGAAAGGGAAUAUUCUUUCCUUGAAGUUCAUCAUGUUUGGAAAUUAGUCGUCACUUUGCAACGACAGUCUUUUACGAAACUUAGGAAAUUAAAUAACAAUGAAUGAAAACAUUGAGACAUAUUCGCUAAUUCCAUGUAUGUAAAUUACACAUGAAUUACAGGGAACUGGGCGGCAGAAAAACAAUUCAUUAGCUAUUCUGUUUGUCCUUCUCAGUUAUGGAUUUCCCGGAAUCAAACAAAAAAUGCGUUAUUUUAAAAUUUCAUUUCUUCCCUUUUAUCCAUUUUAAGCAACACGCCUCAGUCUCUUAUUUCGAAAGGUUUUUUUGACCAAUUCUACUUACUAAAUGUGAUUUUUCUAAAUCUGUUUUUUAGUAUGGCUACGGUUACAAAGGAAGUACUUUUCACAGAGUGGUAAAAAACUUCAUGAUUCAAGGUAUGUUGAAAUUUGGAUCUGAUUUGUAAGAAAAGCAGUCAUACUAAAUUAUGUAGUUAUUUUGAUGUUCAUUCGGGCUUAUGUGUUAAGCCCAAUCGCGGGUUUAAAUUCUAAAUAAAUACAUUUCAGUUAGCUCUAACCGAUCUUUGAGAAACUGCACUCAAGCGAUUUACAUGGAGUUUUCAUAUCUUUUGGGAGCCGCCUAAAAUGAUGUCACAUACUGAACGGAAAUACAAAAAAGCAAAGUCCGUUCACACUGAUUUCGUCGAAAUAAUUAAUGGUGAAGAAGGCAGAUUAUUAAAUUAGUUCCAAAAUGGUUCCUGGGUGAUGAUGUUUGGGUAUGAUGUGUUAAAAAAUUGACACUCUAAUACAUCUUUUGUCUUCGCUUAUUUAGCCGUCAAAUGCGAAUAUAACCGUAUUUGCAAGUAUUCAGAAAUCAUUGCGGAUUUUUUUUUCUUACUUUUAGGAGGAGAUUUUACCAAAGGAGAUGGUACAGGAGGUAGGUCUAUUCUACUUUUUACUGCCAGCUAGUUUUAAUGUCUGUCUCAAAAAAUGCAUUGUAACGUUUAUUACGAUGUUUUGUUCAUUCCAACGCCCUUGACCAUUUUCUGUUUCAUUAGGAUACCGAGUGGAAUUAGUACUCUGAGAUUACUGUCGAUAUUUUUCUAGGUUACAGUAUUUAUGGAACAAACUUUAAUGAUGAGAAUUUCGAUGUGAAGCACUUUGGUCCAGGCUGGUUAUGUAUGGCAAAUGCUGGCAAAAAUACUAAUGGAUCACAGUUCUACAUCACAACAAUCAAAACACCCUGGUUAGAUGGAGAACACGUGUGCUUUGGAAAAGUCUUGGAAGGAAUGGUAGGUGUUUGAAGAGAUUGCUGCUUGUUUUUAAGUCGAAACACUCUUAAAUGUACACACUGUAGACCAAGCGAAAGUGUCCAUCACGGGAAGUCAGAUAUUACUGCCCACUAGACGGAAUAUAAUGGCGCACUUCAUACCGCUUAAAGGGGCUUUACUUCAUGGUGAGAUCGGCAUUUUUUGGUCAAAGCUGAGCUCAAAAUAUACUCCUCAGCCAUCUUUCCCUCAUACUGGAAACUCUAAAUCAAAGGUAAAUGAUUAGAAAUGUAUUUACCGGGGGAACUAUACAACGAACGAACAAGCAAUUACUAACAGCCACGCGCUCAACUGAAAAUAUAGAAGUGUGACGUCCGUUACCAUGGGAGCAAAAUUUCUGGAUCUUAACAAUCUUUCUUGACAGAGACGGCCAUUUGCAUUGUCGAACCAUGGAAGAAAAGUAUGAGCUGCCAUUUUGUUCUUGUGAAAAACUGGGCACGGGAAAGUCCUACAGUGUCAAGUGUUUCGUUUUUUCUGCUAUAUUUGAAGGAUUUGAAAUUUUACCACCUUCGCAACGAGACGCAACGACUACCCCUCUCUAUUCCCAUAAUAAGCAAUUCUCUUACAUAUGUCACGUGAAAGUACGCGAUACACUGCAGUAUCAAAUGGUUUCAUCAGAGGGAAAAGAAGCAUGAUAAGGUUUGGCCAUUUUUCGACAACAAAGCUGCUUAACUUGAAAACGUUCGCCCAUUGUUUUUUCAAGUUUCAAUCCGUUUCCAUCCUAACCAUCAAAAGCCAAAAACAUACACUUACAGUGGUUAAAAAUGAACCAUUAAUAAAGGUUUUUCAAAAGUUAGAGUAUAUAAUGGAUCUCUCAUUAACUUUCUAUUUGUACUGAAGAUAUGUCACCGCCAUUAGGCUCGAUUUUCUGGAACAGCGGCUGGUAAUGGAGCCUGGCUAUCCCGGCAACGGAGUCAGUGAUAGUUCAGCCGCCAGCCGGGAGGUCCAGGGUUUGAUUCCUGCUUAGGGGUUUAGAUCUUUAUCCAAGUAUUACCUCAUAUCUACACUGUAUAUCACUUUUUUGGCACUGGGCUGGCAUGGAUGGUUCACCGAAGUAAUUUAAAAAGGCUUUGUGAGUCUAGUUGCUGUAUUUUAAUGCCCUCGAAAAUUAACUUUUUUCGUAUAUGUAGGAUGUAGUAAAAAAGAUUGAGAAUGUUAAGACGGAUGCAGUUAGCCACCCAGUUCAGAGAGUAGAGAUUACUCAAAGUGGAGCCAUGGAUGUGCCACAGCCAUUUGAAGUUACCAAGGAUGGAGUUACUGCAUAAAAACAUUGUUUUUUAUUGAAACUUCGCUUUUUAUAUAAUUGUUUUACUAUUAAAAUACUGUAAGCUCGACAUGUGUUACUUAAUUGAAUUGUGUAUGUGUGU